Messenger RNA from Linnemannia hyalina, 333 nucleotides. NCBI's taxonomy places the organism in Eukaryota, Fungi, Mortierellomycota, Mortierellomycetes, Mortierellales, Mortierellaceae. The record is from the annotation of a GenBank genome assembly.
AUGGCCCUGUUUGAGCGAUCAUCGGCAGACAGGCGUUUUGAGACUGGAGGAUACGAAAACAGAAGCGAUAUGGAUACAGCAAUAUCAAUGGGAUUACAGGAGGACACUACAGACGAGAAGGAUGCAUUGGUACAGAAUCGAUCGGGACUGGGUGGGCACCUUGGAUCCUCACACUCUACAACUGACAGCACUUUGAAACCAGACAGAUCUGCAACCUAUCGCUCAGCUCUGGAGCCUUUUGUGCUGUUGAUGACUGUAUUGCCCAGGAAUGGUCAAACUGGCCCCUAUCUGAUCGAAACCAUCAUGGAGCAGGACCUAUCAUUCAAUGUAUAA